Mobula hypostoma (lesser devil ray) is the source of this 6354-nucleotide messenger RNA. Its product is annotated as ubiquitin-conjugating enzyme E2 E1-like. Gene Ontology annotation, cellular component: nucleus. Gene Ontology annotation, molecular function: ISG15 transferase activity; ubiquitin conjugating enzyme activity. Gene Ontology annotation, biological process: ISG15-protein conjugation; protein K48-linked ubiquitination. Lineage: Eukaryota; Metazoa; Chordata; Chondrichthyes; Myliobatiformes; Myliobatidae. The coding region runs from base 254 to 886 and encodes 210 amino acids. The transcript has 5 exons. The record is from RefSeq and is a predicted model, not a curated record.
CUCACUCGGAGUGACAUUGUAUCCUCGCCCUCUCUAUGUACAAUUUCCUCUUUGGGUACUGAUCUGUUGCUUGGCUAUUUACUUUUAUUUCUCUCUGUGUGUCGUGAUUCCUGUUGUUAAAGUCCUUUGUUGUAUUUCCCGGGUGUUUAGUUGGUGUUGUGGGUGGGUAGUUGGUGAGAGUGAGUGUGAGACACACACACACUCACACUGUCGUGUCUCAGCACAAGGGAAAGCGUUUGUGCCGGCGGCCGCGAUGUCGGAUGACGACUCGAGGGCGAGCUCCAGCCCCUCCUCGUCCUCUCCCAGCUGCUCGCCGCCCGCAGCCGACGGGGAGACGGACGGCAACCACAACAACGGCGGCGGCGGAGGCAGCGGCGGCGGAAACAAGAGGAAACGAGAAAGCAAGACUAACACCAUGAGCAAGAACCCCAAACUGCUCACCACCAGCGCCAAGAGGAUCCAGAAGGAGCUGGCCGAUAUCACGUUGGAUCCGCCGCCGAACUGCAGUGCUGGACCUAAAGGUGACAAUGUGUAUGAGUGGAGGUCAACAAUCCUGGGGCCCCCCGGCUCGGUGUAUGAAGGCGGUGUGUUCUUCCUUGACAUCGUGUUUUCAGCAGAGUAUCCUUUUAAACCACCCAAGGUGACAUUCCGGACAAGAAUCUAUCAUUGCAAUAUCAACAGUCAGGGAGUGAUCUGUCUGGAUAUUCUGAAGGAUAACUGGAGCCCAGCACUCACCAUCUCGAAGGUUCUUCUGUCAAUUUGUUCACUUCUAACAGACUGCAACCCCGCGGACCCUUUGGUUGGGAGCAUAGCCACACAGUAUAUGACUAACAGGGCGGAACAUGACAGAAUAGCAAGACAGUGGACCAAGAAAUACGCCACAUAAACUGGAUGGUCGUCAUUGGUCUCUGGUGCAAACGAGCUGCUCCUCACUGGAUCGAAAAGGGGAAGGGGCCGGGGGUGAUGGGGUGGGGGGAGGUCAAUGGCAGAAGCAUUCCUAUUACAGGUUUUAAAUGCGACAAGUCUUUUAUUUGCAUAAGUCUAGUCAGAACUCUUGAUGAGCUUUGUUAUUGUAGCUUAAAUAAUAAACUAUUGAAAUGAAUAGGUAGGAAAUUCACAUGGAAAAGUUCGAAGAAUACGACAUGAUGGGUCACGAAGACCCAGAUUUGUUACUGAAAUAUUAAGUGAUACCUCUUUACUGGUAUGAGUUUUACUUGUUUGCGUUCACUAUGUACGGUCACAAUUUGAAGAUGUUUGCCAAUCAGGGGUUAAAACAAAAUGGAAAUGUAAAGGAAAGCCAGCAUCAUUGAGAACUUCGAAAACCCCAUUAGAAUAAUGGUCAGAGAAUGUGGAAUUGUCUUCAUUCAGGGAAUAAGAAAUAAAUUGGCAGAAUGUUUGGGGGGGGGCAGGUUUUAAUUUGCAGAAAGCAAGGAGACAAUGUGAGAAGAUUCCAAAAUCCUUUCAAAUAACUGUUUGCCUUAUGUAAACUCAGCGUCACAGCAGUUGUGAUAUAGGGGCAGUUUCAAUUUAAUUUUGUACAGAUUUGGGCACCGUUUAAAAUUCACAAAUUGUAACCUUCAAGACAGGUCGAAGGCUCUGAGUCUGUGGUGGUUUCCAAUUCUACAAAUAUCUGUUUCAACGCACAGUUAUGUCAAUGGUCACGCUGUAGUCCAAUGGGGGUAUUGUAUUGAAAUAUGUAUGGCUGCUUAUUUGAUGCAGAGUUUGCAGAAAAAAAAGAGAAGUCUGCAUCUUAAUUCUAAUUUUUUAAAAGACUUUAAACACCAUUACAACUUGAGAAUGAAUUGUUAGCUAUUGAAAUCUUUAAAGUUCUCUCAGUUAUUGUUAUAAAUCUAUUGGCCUCAUUCACGUUACAAAAUUAAAGGAAGUUGGCCCUCAACCAGUCUGUAACCUCUGUAACUGCUGGUGUUGUCUUCGGGAAAUUUACAUGUAGUAAUUAAAAACACUGAUCAUGAAAUGUUACUCAGUGAGCAAUACUUGAAAAUCAGAUAAACUCCACAUUUACAACUUGUACAAGUUCAAGUUUAAUUAUCAUUCAGCUUUACAUGAAUACAGCCAAACGAAACAGUGUUGCUCCAGGGCCAAGGUGCAAAACAUUACAGUACCAACAGUCACACACAGCACAUAUGGGAUAGGAGUAAAAUGUACCAUCACAAAAAAAAACUCAUCCAAGACCCUGAGUCCCUGACUGUUGCAGCAUUCUGCACUCGAACAAAUACAGCCUGUCUUCUGCCGAACAAACGGUCUCUCCUAGGCAGCUGCAAACAGGCAACACCGCGACUUGAGGCCUAGUCUCCUGCCAGGCAAACACUGGAGGGCAGCAUUUGUUCCAGCGUGGAUGCCACAAUACACUGCCUCCAGCGUCGACUCCGACACCUCUCUCCUGGACGGCUGCAAGCGGGUUUGAGGUCUAGUCCUCACCACCACCGAAGCCACACAGUUCCCCUGCCGUCGGCCACACUAAUUAACCAGUGAACCAGACUCGCAGCAUUCUUGCAGGAGUCUUACACAACUUCUAUGUGAAUCAUCACCAUGUGAUAGGAUGUUAAGAUCCAACUUUGUUUUGGGCUCCUAUGUCUUACAGUAAAAACUAGUACUGUCAGUGUUAGAGAAUCUGGUUUGAGCUUCAAAGUGGUUAUUAAACAACUCAUUUAAUAUUUGCCGAUUUAAAGGUGCUUAUUGCUGGAAACUUUUCAGCAAAAAUGUUGUGUGCACGAAUAGCAAUGUACUGCUUGUUAACUGAGUUGUAAUGGGUGUUGUCAGUUUCCUAGUAAUCAGAGUUCAAAGAUUCAAGAUUGUUUAUUGCCAUUCUUCAGUACAGUAAAGGAGACCAAAAUGAUUGUUUCUCCGGAUCCGAUGCAGCAUAAAAUAACACAAUAAGAAGACAAUUUUUAAAAAUUUAAAAUGCAAUAUAUGUAAAUAUAAAAGCAAUAACAUAAAGUACAAUGUUCAAGUGUCAACACGAGGUUCUGCAGAUGCAACACGCACAAAAUACUGGAGGAACUCAUCAGGUCAAGCAACAUCUAUGGAAAUGAAUAAACAGUCAACUUUUUGGACAAAGACACUUCAUCAGGACUUGGCCUGCUGAAGGGUCUUGGCCUGAAAUGUCAUCUGUUGAAUACUUUGUAUGGGCACUGUAUUUUACACAGAAUUAUGAGGGGUAUAGAGAGGGCAAAUGCAAGCAGCUUUUUUCCAGAGUUUGGGUGAGACUGGAACCAGAGGCCAUGGGUUAAGAUGAAAUAUUUAAAGGGAAUCUGAGGGGCGGCUUCACUCAGAGGGCGGUAAGAGUGUGGAACGAGCUGCCAGCGGAGAUGGUGGGUGUAGGUUUGAUUUCAACAUUUAAGAGAAAUUUGGCGGGCUAUGGUCAGGGCGUGGGCUGAUGCGACUGGGCAGGGUAACAGUUUGGCAUGGACUAGAUGGGCUGAAGGGCCUGUUUCUGUACUGCAGUGCUCUUUGACUCUAUUUGUUCCACAGAUGUAGUUGGUCCUGCUUCUUGUGAAUGUUCGUAAUUUAUCAAAGGUAGUUUCAAGGUAUUGCUGUCACAGGACUUUAAAUAAUUGUGUAUCUUCAUUAAACCUGACACAGAACUAGAAAGCAGUAUCAGCUUUCUGCUUUUAUAUAAUUGUACAAUUAACAGACUAGAAUGUUUUCUGUAAUGGCUCAAGGAGGCAUAAUUUUAAGGUGAUUGAGGGAAGUGUAGGGAGAUGUCAGAGGUAAGUUUUUUACACAGGGAGUGUCGGUGCAUGGACACCCUGCCAGGGGUGGUGGUAGAGACAGAUACAUUAGAGAUAUUUAAGAGACUCUUAGAUUGCCACAUGGAUGAUACAAAAAUCGUGAGUUGUGUGGGAGGGAAGGUUAGAUUGAUGUUAAGGUAGUUUAAAAGGUCAGCACAACAUUGUGGGCUGAAAGGGCUGUACUGUGCUGCAGUGUUCUAUGCUAAAAAUGGAGGGAAGGGUCAGAUUAAUAUUAGAGUCAGUUAAAGUUCAGCACAACAUCAUGAGCUGAAGGGCCUGGACUGUGCCAUAAUGUUCCCUGUCUUACUGCAUUCCAUCAGGGCUGAUUUAUUGUUCCCCCUCAACCCCAUUCUCUUGCCUUCUCCCCAUAACUUGAGACAUCCUUAAUCAAGGAUCUGUCAAACUUUGCUUCAUGUAUAUGUGACUGUCGCUUCGGCUAGCCACUUAAUAUGGGGGUGAUAGCCCCCCAGCCCGGCCAAACUUACAAAAUCUUGUUUGGGUGGAUGCUGUGUGAUAUGUUCCCUGUUACAAAUCAGUACCAUGAAAUAACAAACAGUACACAAUAUGUGAUGAAACAAUUGAGCUUUAUAAUUCUUAAUUUGACUAUAUGGUUAGUAAAGAAAACAAAAAAUAGAAAAAGGGCCCAUUCUCAUGAAACACAACGUGCAACAUUGAAGCCCACUGAUAAGGCCGUUCGUUCACCAUUGACCUCCUCUGCCACUGACCUUCAGACCCUCGCUCCCAGUCCACUCUGUCCAGUGGUCUACCAACUCUCACCAUUCGCGUCUUCUCUCCCCGUCUCUCCUCGGCAAAAGACCGUGAAAAUCUCUCUUGCAGUUUCACAAGAAAGAACAACAUUCCAAAGCCCCGCUAUCUCUAGUCAUAACCCAAAUAUUGCUGCUACAGCGAAACCAUUACAUUAGCAGUGAAACAUUACAGAGUGUUACAUAUACCCAACCUGAUGACUUAGGGGAAGAAACUGGAUGAACCAAUCACCGUGGCGUCAGUCGACAGCCACACUCCUGACCUGUUGAUGAAGCGGCUGGAGGUGAAUUCAGAUGAUGCUUUCCUGGGGUAGAGAUGGUUGUCCUCCAACAGUCCAGGUUUUUCUUAGUGUGAGAUUUUGCUUCAGACAGUGGAGUGGCCCUGAUCCAACGGACUUUAAUGGUUGCUGUCAGGAAAUCUGUCACAUAAAAGGACGCUGGCAACCCUCCCCCAUCGUCAAGGAGGUGGUGAACUCAAGAAGCCGGCAUUCAUCAUUCAGAACCUUCACUGUCCAGGAAUGCCCUCUUCUCAUCAUUACAGGAGCCUGAAGACCCACUUAACAUUUUGGAAACAGUUUUUCGUCUCUGUCAUCAGGUUGAGUAUAUGUAGAGCAGAGGUUGAUAGGUUGUUGAUUAGUCAAGGUGUGUCAAAAGUUACAAGGAGAAUGGGGUUGAAAUGAUAAUAAAUCAGCCAUGAUGGAAUGGUGGAGCAGACAUGAUGGGCUGAAUGGCCUAUUUCUGUUCCUAUGUCUAAUGGUCUUAUUUCUGAACAGUCCGUGAUAAUUACUUUAUUAUUACUCAUUCGCUCUAUCUAUUUACACACAUCUCAGUAGGUACAGGAGUGGAACCUGGUGUGAUGAUCUGCUUCUGCAGCUCAUCCACUUCAAGGUUCGACGUGCUGUGCACUCAGAGAUGCACUUCUGCUCACCACUAUUGUAAUGUGUGAUUAUUUGAGCUACUAUCACCUUCCUGUCAAACUGAACCAGUCUGACCUCUCAUUAACAAGACAUUUUCAUCCUCACAAUUGGCGUUCACACCAUGCUCUGUAAACUCCAGGAGAUCAUCAGUUUCUGAGAUACUUAAACCACCCCAUCUGGCACCAACGAUCAUUCCACAGUCAAAGUCACUUAGAUCACAUUUCUUCCCCAUUCUGAUGUUUGAUCUGAACAACAAAUGAACCUCUUUACCAUGUCUGCAUGUUUUUACACAUUAAGUUGCUGCCACACGAUUGGCUGACUUGAUACUUGCGUUAACCAGCAGGUGUACCUAAUAAAGUGGCCACUUGGUGUAUUUAAUUCUGUAACUUGCAGUAACUUUUUAACCUUGCACAUUAUACUGCUGCCACAAAACAGCAAAUUUCACAUGUGUGUGAAAAGUGAUAGAAAACCUGAUACUGAUUUUGAGCUCAGCUGCAACACCUCAUCUUCCAGCAGUUUGUUCGUGGCUGUGCAGUGCAACCUUGUGAAAAGGGUGCGUCCCCCACUGCAGGGAAGAUAUGGUGGCAUGAAACUGACACACAGGCAGUGCUGAAUUGAGGCCACUCUUACCUUUAUGGAAGCUUUGAACUGGCCCUGUUUGUCAGAUUUUAUUGUACUCUUAGAUUUUCUGAAAGCAUUGUGUAUAAAUUGCUGGGUUAUUAUACUUGGCUGUUGCUCAGAUGGUUGCAUAUGUUUGGCCAAGUUCCAGGGCAGCUGGUCUGAUGAAUCAGCAGAAACCAGAAUUGUUGUUGAAGUCUUUUUGCCAUUUACCAUUUGCAAAAAGGGGAGAGCGAUUGCAUUCGGUCUUCAAGGAAGAUACCGGAAAGCAGGACGCACUGCCGUUGUAGGCUGCUCAGUGGG